This is a messenger RNA of Caretta caretta (loggerhead turtle), 2361 nucleotides long. RefSeq names its product galanin receptor type 1-like. Gene Ontology annotation, biological process: G protein-coupled receptor signaling pathway. Gene Ontology annotation, molecular function: G protein-coupled receptor activity. Lineage: Eukaryota; Metazoa; Chordata; Testudines; Cheloniidae. Gene Ontology annotation, cellular component: plasma membrane. The record is from RefSeq and is a predicted model, not a curated record.
AGCUGGAGCAGCGCGGAUUGCACUCAAAGCUCCCAGUGCAUACGCAGCCCCUCUGGCAUGUGCUCCAUUCUCUAGUCCCUCUGCUUCUGGCACAUCACCACCACCGCCAGCUGCUGCUGAGCCCCCUGCACUGUCAACAGCACCCAGGAGCGAGGUCAGAGAGCCUGAACAGAGCCCCAGAGAAGAAGCCCCCCAGGAGCCCAAACCCUGCAACUGGAGGAACCUACAUUCUCUUCACCCCCUGGAGAAAGAGUCCAGGCAGAGACACCCCAGAAGGAGGGAGCUCUUUGAAGCAGGGCCACUGAGCACCAAAUAUCUCAGACAGACCGCCGCUGUGGGCACUGGGAGUGGCCCCGAGCAGGCACCCCCAAGGAUCCAGUCUCUCCCCUGUACCUACCCUGGCUCCAUGGAGGAGGAGGAGGCUGUACUGUCUCCUGGGGCUAACAGCACUGAGUGCGGCGUCGGGGCUAACUGGACAGGCACCCCAGUGUGUUGGCUGCAAGUGUCGGGGGGUGGCCCCGCAGUCGUGAUUGUGCCUGUGCUCUUCGGGCUGAUCUUCAUGCUGGGCAUGGUGGGGAACACGCUGGUGUUAGUGGUGCUGGGGCGAAUCCGAUCUGGGGGACGCCCUUCACGCAGCGCCACCAACAUCUUCAUCCUCAACCUGAGCAUUGCAGAUUUCUCAUUCCUGCUCUUCUGCGUCCCCUUCCAAGCCACCAUCUACUCCCUGCCCGAGUGGGUCUUCGGCGCCUUCUUCUGCAAGUGGGUUCACUACCUGGCCAUGGCCACCAUGCUCGUCAGCAUCUUCACCCUGGUGGCCAUGUCUGUGGACAGAUACAUCGCCGUGGUGCACGCCAAGCGCUCGCCCUGCAUCCGCAGCAAACGCAAUGCCUCCCUGGGCGUGGGCAUCAUCUGGCUGCUGUCACUGCUCAUUGCCAUCCCUGUGGCCCAGCACCAGGCCCUCAUGAGUGGCCACCAGCAGGCACCCAACAGCUCCUUCUGCUGGGAGCAGUGGGCUGAUGAUUCAGCUGCCAAGCAAAUCUACAAGGUGACCAUCCUGGUGGUGGGGUACCUGCUGCCCCUGGUGCUCAUUACCUGCUGCUAUGCCAAGGUUUUAUAUCAUCUUCAUAAAAAAGUGAAGAACAUUUCCAAGAAGUCGGAGAGAUCAAAGAAAAAGACAGCGCAGACAGUGCUACUUGUGGUUGCUGUAUUCUUGAUUUCCUGGCUGCCGCACCACAUUAUCACCAUGUGGGCAGAGUUUGGUCAGUUUCCCCUGAACAACAUCUCCUUCACUUUUCGCAUCAUCUCUCACUGCUUAGCCUACGGGAAUUCUUGCAUUAACCCCAUCAUCUAUGCUUUCCUCUCGGAGAACUUCCGCAAGGCCUGCCGGCAAGUCUUCACCUGCAAGUUCCUCCUGCGGCCAACUCCUGCUGAGAAGCUUGUGAGAAUACGCCUGGAGAACUUUUCUACCACCCACUCAACGACUAAUGUGUGACCUGGGCAUAAAAAAUGAAAAUGCAUUUCAGUAGAAUGUACUGGAAAAACAGAGAAGAUGGGGAGAAGGAGGACCCCACUUUUAUAGAUAUGAUUCUGGAGCAGAGUGCCUCAAGAGUGAUUCAUUCAUCAUGUCAAUGGAAUCAUGAGCCAUUCCUUAAUGCAGCUGUUAGCAUACUUCACACAGGAACAGCUGCUGCUAACCACUAGAUUCUAUAUAGCAGAAGUGCUCAAACACACCACACAAGCUCCUAAAUACUUCCAGAUUCACACAAAGAGGCUGAGGCAUAAGUUUAGAUGGAAGGUGGAGUUUUAUGUCUUAUAAGAAAAUAAUUCAGUUCUGUGUCCUGCAAAGAGCAGUCGAGCUGAAUACAAACUGGGAUGUGGUUUAUUAAUGAUAAAAAGUAUGGGGAGAGAUGGCUUGAAGUAGUUAGGAAAAUGUCUUGUUGCAAAGUCUCUAAUGCUACUGUUGUAUCUUAAAUCACAUCUGGAUGUCAGUGUUUCUAGUGUAUGUGAGCUGCAUUUAUUUUUAAUUAAUUUGCUGAGACUGGGUCUCCCUUCUUCAUGACAGAUUUUCCUAGCCCUCUUUGACAGAGUAAAAGCAGCUCAGUGCAUUCAUGUAACUGACUAGAGUCACAAUUUAUGUCUCAGAGGUCUGAAUAUUUAUAUUUGUCUGCUCUGUAUCACCUUGUAUAUUUCCUGGUUUGAAUGUUAGUACCAGUUAUAUUCAGGAAAACAUCAUCAAUCAUUGUCUCUAAUGCUGGUCUGUUUAGGACCAGCGAGGGGGAGACAGCGAGAUUUAAAACUAAAACUCUUAAGAGUAUAUUGUUAAGUGUCAGUGUCUUUCUGUUCAAAGGUAUUGUUUACACA